AUGGCUUCCCCUCCCUAUACCUACGUCACGGCCCCCACGAGCCCUAUCCUCCCGGGCCUCGACGAUUUCGAGUUCGAGACCAGCAGCAAAUUCAACAGCGGCCGCCACAACUUCGAUCCGACCUUCUUCGACUACUACGGAGGGCAAAACGGUAAAAUCGCCUUCGCGGACGAGCUCUUCUCCGACGGCCUCGUCAUGCCGCUCAAGCCUCCGCCCCGACUCCACCACGACUCCUCCGCCGCCUCCUCCCCGACGAGACCCGCCGCCACUUUCUGCCGCUUGCCCUUCUCGAGGAAAAUUGACGAUUUUGACCCUUUCGUGGCCGCGCUGCAAAAGGUCACGGAGGAGAAGAGGCGUGGCGGCCGCGGGCCCGGGCCCGGGCCUCGCCAGAGGCGCUCGAGAUCGUACUCGCCUUUCCGGGCCGUGGUCAGGUGCUCGAGCGACUGCACGAUUUAUGCCGAUCGGGAUUUCUCAGAGGAGAGUGCACGGGCGGUGGGUGGGCCCAGCUUUAGUGGGCCGUUGUUGGAUUUCAAGGGGUCGGCUUACGCGAGGUGGGUGAGGGACCAGACAGGGGAAGGUGGGCUGAGGCCCGUGAGGAAUGAUUCGGCCCGGCCCGAGGAGGGGAGGUCGAGGAAAGUGCAGAAAUUGAAGGAGUUUUUGAAGAAGUAUGCUUUGUUUGGGAGGGGGAGCAGCAAAGGGGCUAAAGCAGGUGCAGAGAAAAAUAAGUAUUAUACUAAAUUGGGUUUCAAAGCAGCCAAGGAAAAUGGGAAGUGA
Molecule: messenger RNA, 774 nt
Organism: Striga asiatica
Lineage: Eukaryota; Viridiplantae; Streptophyta; Magnoliopsida; Lamiales; Orobanchaceae
Source: the annotation of a GenBank genome assembly